Calidris pugnax (ruff) is the source of this 1737-nucleotide messenger RNA. It is a transcript of the gene CEP19, whose product is annotated as centrosomal protein 19kDa. The coding region runs from base 654 to 1145 and encodes 163 amino acids. Gene Ontology annotation, cellular component: ciliary basal body; centrosome; spindle pole. Gene Ontology annotation, biological process: microtubule anchoring at centrosome; trans-Golgi to periciliary membrane compartment transport. NCBI's taxonomy places the organism in Eukaryota, Metazoa, Chordata, Aves, Charadriiformes, Scolopacidae. The record is from RefSeq and is a predicted model, not a curated record. The transcript is spliced from 4 exons.
ACCGCGCAGGGCAGGCCCCGGUGGCGCAGGGUAGGCCUCGGCCGCCGCUCGGCCCCGGCCUGUGACGAGGUCGCCGCCGCCGACUGAGGUGAGGGUAAGGGGCGAGAGGCGGGAAGGACGAACCCGGCCCUGCUCCGCUCCGCUUCUGUCUCCGCGCACGGCCCCGAGGGUUGGCUCGUCUUGCCACCAGGCUGCAUUGCCUGGAGAUACGUAACCUCCCUCACGCGGAUCCCCACGGCUGCUUCUCACGUUUCUGUUUCUCGUCUAAGGAUGUCUUUGCCGCUGCAGAGGUGGAGAUCCCUCUCCUGAUCAUCAGUGACCCUUCAAAAAACCAUUUCGGUUCAGUUCGAAGGAUCGUUUCUCAUUUUAAGGUAGCGAAAGUGGCUCUUGAGAGACUUCUGCUUUUCUCCCCAGCUCGUAGAGCUAUUUGAAAGGAAAAGAAAAAUUGGAUUCUCCCUGAAGUAACACCUGGAGCUUUCAUAUGAGCUGUCGGGCGAUACAAAGUGAAAAGCCUGGUGGUUAGAGCAGAAAAGGGUUUGGCAAGUAAAUAAUUCCUGGCUUUCCAGAGCGAUGGAUACAAUAUGCAUUAGCUUGGAGGUUGCUGAGGACACCUGAUAAAGCUGGCCACGCUGCUGCUGGCAGCAGGAGCUGUGAUGACUUACACUGCAAAGAAGUGUGGCAUCUGCUUUCAGCCUCCAUCCAUUGUCCUCAUCUACAAAGACAACAGUGAGGAUAAGACUCGCCAGCGCAUCAUGCCUGUCCGAAAUUUCUCCAAGUUCUCAGACUGUGGCUUGGCUGCCGAGCAGCUGAAAAAUAACUCUCGGCACAAGGCUUACCUAGAAGGAGUGUCACUGCGUCAGCUACAGAAGCUGUACAGUUUGCUGAAAGGUCAUCUGGGAGGAGAGAGCCUGGCUGAGAGCUUGGAAAAGUUUCAUCGGGAAGAGACCAUUGACCCAGAAGAGGAUAUGAACAAAUUAGAUGACAAGGAACUAGCCAAAAGGAAGAGCAUCAUGGAUGAGCUCUUUGAAAAGAACAGGAAGAAGAAGGAAGACCCAGAUUUCAUCUACGACAUCGAGGUUGAAUUUCCCCAGGAUGAACAGCUGGAGUCCUGUGGCUGGGACGUGGAGUCAGAUGAAGAAAUCUGAUUCUGGGCAAAGACAGGCAGUUCAGAGACGAGUUUCACAGUCCCGACAGAGAGAAUGAGGUCAGCACACGUAUUCUACCGCUUCGUUUUCUGUUCAGGCUGUUGAUGCACAUGACAUUGGCUAUGGAGAACCCAAGGCCUAAGAUGCUACAGCAAUUCCAGGUUUAAGUGAACUUUGUUUAAGAAGCCAGACUCGAUGAAAUUGGGCAGCUGAACUUACUGGGUGUUUUUAGUCUUUUCCUAUGUAUGAGUGCCUAAAAUAAUUUUAAAUUAUUUACAUUUUCACUUGUUUGCAUUUCAGUCAGCUUUGGCUGAAAACCUCACCAGCUUGUCUUGCUGUGAUCUUGAUUCAGCUUUGUCUGAAAAUGAAGUGUUAAAUAUUUACAUCUUGAAAGCAGUGUUAUAGCAUUGCUAUAUGCAUAUGGUAUUUAUUAUUACUUGUUGGAAUGUUAAAUAUAUAUUAGUCUCUCUGGAUAAAUCAACAUUGCAUUGAGAAUAUUACCCUGGUGUUUCCUGAGCAAUGCUUAAUUCUUGAGCUUCUCCUUACACAAUUAUAAAUCCCCAUAUUGAAAAACAGAAUAUCGAGAAAGUAA